Molecule: messenger RNA, 924 nt
Organism: Drosophila arizonae
Lineage: Eukaryota; Metazoa; Arthropoda; Insecta; Diptera; Drosophilidae
Gene: rdhB
Product: retinol dehydrogenase B
Source: RefSeq, a predicted model, not a curated record
UGAACUGUGCAAUUGGCAAAGCCAGCGGCCGAUUGAGGCAGCUGCUGCGAUUGCUUGGGGGACGAUAGCGCUCAGCCUCCGCACAUCAGUUGCUCGAGGUGCACGCAGCUGUUUGGGUUAUCUCUGACGGGCUCUGUCUCCCUCUCUCUUUCUUUGUCUAUCUGUCUAGCAAGCGGCAUGGAGAACUUCUACUGGCGCAAUAAGGUGGCUGUCAUCACGGGCGCUUCGGUGGGCAUUGGCGCCAGCACAGCGCUGACUCUGGCCAAUGCGGGCAUGGUCGUGGUGGGUCUGGCCAGGCGCGUUGAACUCAUCGAGGCGCUGAACGAACAAGUAACGGGUGAGGGCAAGAUCUUUGCUCGUCAAUGCGACCUCAGUGAUGAUGAGCAACUAAUCAGUGCCUUCAACUGGAUACGCGAGCGUUUCUUUUGCAUUCAUGUGCUCAUCUGCAAUGCGGGCAUACUCAAGGCCAGCUUUCUGAGCGAGUCGCCCACCAAGGACAUAAAAGAAUUGUUCGAUUUGAAUGUUGUGGCCACAGCGAGCUGCUUGCGAGAGACUCUAAAGCAUAUGGCCGCUGUCAAAGUGCGCAGUCAUAUUAUCGUGAUAAAUAGCGUGCUGGGCCAUCGCAUACCGGAAGUGCCUGUGCCCUUAUUCAGCGUUUAUCCGGCCACGAAGCAUGCAAUUACAGCACUUUGCCAGACGGUGCGCCAGGAAAUACAUUUUCUCAAAUUAAAUAUUAAAUUAACGAGCAUCUGCCCCGGCAUGGUGGACACCGAUUUUCUGAAUGUUUACUCACAGGCUGUGGACGCAUUGCCCAAACUCCAGCCAGUGGAUGUGGCCAAGGCAGUUUUAUAUGCCCUCGACACGCCCGACGGUGUUCAGGUGGAGGAUAUUAUCCUGCAGAAGAUGCGAAAUGUUGAAUAAAAU